AUGAAGUUCACUCUCCUCACUCUCGCUCUCGGCCUCACCACCAGCCUCGUUGCUGCGUCUCCUGUCGAGAAGCUCCCCAAUGGAGUUGAUUCUUACUCGACUCGUUCGAGCUGGUCGAAGCCUGGAGCCGCUCCAGAGACUGAUGGCACUGCUGUUGAGGAGCGCAGUGAUACCGAGUCCGACAUAAUCGAGCCAUCUCCCGAUUGCUACAGCACCCGUUCUGCGUGGAAGAGGAUGUUCCUCGGCAAGAGACAGUGUUAG
Molecule: messenger RNA, 261 nt
Organism: Zasmidium cellare ATCC 36951
Lineage: Eukaryota; Fungi; Ascomycota; Dothideomycetes; Mycosphaerellales; Mycosphaerellaceae
Exons: 3
Coding region: 1-261 (86 amino acids)
Source: RefSeq, a predicted model, not a curated record